AAUGUUUAGGACUGCAUGCCUAGCCAGGACUACCAAGCAUCCAAGCUUUGCAGUUAGGCAGGCAACUUGACAUCUCGUGAUCCCAUGACCUGCCAAAGACAUAUGAUGACACCUGAGAAUGGGGCCAAAUUCGGGCCCAUCAAUUGUAUCACUUGAGAUGGCUAAGAUCGCUGCGGAUUUAAAGUUGCAGCAAAAUAAUUAUAACCGAUGAUCUAGGUGACAUUUUGCAAGAAUGUUACCAGUUUAUCUGAAUUUUCAAACAUUAUUUAUUGUCCCAAACAUUUCGAAGAUCGAAUCUUUCUCCUGUGGUAAAUAUGAACUCAGUAACUAGGAAACCGCUUCUACUCCCCCUUUGAGAUUUCCUCCAUUGACAGGACACAAAGGCUGUCCGGCACUGCAUUUAAGGCCACCUCCUCCACUGCCUCACUCACAGGACAGGGUGAGCCCUCCAUCAAAGAAAACAGCAAAGAUCCAGUGCAGAGAGAGAGAGAGAGAGAGAAAGAGCAAGAAACUCAUGACAUUCUGAACACAAUAGAGAGAGUCUACAGAGGGAAGAGAUCUCUCAACUCAGUCCUCCACAAUGGCGCCAACCAGCAAGCUGAUCUUGCUCUCAAGGGCAUGGGCAGCAGCAUCACUCCUGCUGCUGCUGCUGCUCCUCUUCCAAGGGAGAGGAGGCCACUGCAUCAGCCUGGGCAUGGAGAUGGAGAUGGAGAUGGACUCGGAGGCUCACCGGAGGCUGCUUUGGGAGGCGACCACCGGCAGGAGGUACAUCAGCUACGACGCCCUGAGGGGCGACGUUGUGCCGUGCUCCAGGCCCGGGGUGCCGUACUACAACUGCCGGAUCAUGACCACCGCCAACCCCUACACCAGGGGGUGCGAGAGCAUCACCAGGUGCAGGGAUGAUGCAGAGCCCUAGAUUUCUUGGAAGGGAAGAGCUCCUGCAAUGCAUGGCUUCUUUAAGUGUAUUUUUUCCCUUUUAUCUUGUCUUGGUCCUUCCUCCUUUGCUGGAAUACUUAGCAGGUGUAGUAAUAAAGGAUUAAUGUAAGCUUCAUGUUUUGCACCUCACUUCUCUUUUGCUUCUGGUCUGGAGGUGAAUAUGUGUGUGUGUGUGAUGGCAGUCUCACAAAGAGUUCUUGAUAA
Messenger RNA from Phragmites australis (common reed), 1140 nucleotides. RefSeq names its product rapid alkalinization factor 23-like. The coding region runs from base 581 to 916 and encodes 111 amino acids. NCBI's taxonomy places the organism in Eukaryota, Viridiplantae, Streptophyta, Magnoliopsida, Poales, Poaceae. The transcript has a single exon. The record is from RefSeq and is a predicted model, not a curated record.